Molecule: messenger RNA, 2394 nt
Organism: Cladocopium goreaui
Lineage: Eukaryota; Dinophyceae; Suessiales; Symbiodiniaceae
Source: the annotation of a GenBank genome assembly
AAUCCCCUGCAACUUGCAGCAUAGCGAGCGUGCCAUGACAGAGUCAUUGGGCAAAGGCCAAUCCGAUGCUGAAGAAGGGAAUUUAACGCUGGAGAUGCUGUGGAGCGAGCGACUGACUUCUGUUCACAAACAAUUGGAGCAGAUCCUGUCAGAUUUGCACAGGCAACUCUGUGCAGAUCAUCACUUGGCAAUCCAGUCCUUGAAGGACGGCAUGGAACAGGCAACCUUUCGAAAGGCAGAAGGUGCCAGCAAACUGAAGAGGCCUCGCAGCAUCGGCCGGAGUCCCUCACUGUGGACCACGGGGCUAAGCAGUGAUAGCCUCUACCAGCUGCAGAAGGAAGAGUCACAGUCGGUGGCGAUGUUUGAUCGUACCAUGAGUGGUGUGAGCACCUUCCCAAAGCCAAUCCAGAUUGGAUCCAACCUGAUCCAGCCCUGGCCGCUAUGGAAGGAGUCCCAGGGAGCGGACGUGGUGCGGAACCUGGCGCAUGAGAAAUCAAAGGCAGUUGCGAUGGUGGACUCGGGCGCUCAACAGUUGUGGGCAGGAAGCUCUGCCGUUUUUUCGUCUGCACCGGUGCCAACUUCAUGCACCAUCAGGCCCUCUAGCCUUCAGUUUCUCUUUUGGAACCUCAUCUUUCUGGUGGUCCUCUUCUAUGAUUGCGUGAGCUUUCCUUUGUCGGCCUUCAGAAUAGAGCAUUUGUUCGUCAAGCCCAACUUGAUUGCAGCGAGCUUUUGGACAUUGGACUUCGUCUUGUCCUUCUUCGUUGGGUACGACACUACUGAUGGAGUGGUCGAGACGCGGCUGCCAAAGACUGCAGCCCGCUAUGCUCGGACCUGGAUGCUUCCUGACUUGAUUGUCAUUGUGGUGGACUGGGUGAUGCUCUAUCUUGCCCUUGCUGAGAACGACAGUGCCGCCAGCCCUGCAGGUUUUGCGCGAAUUGGAAAGUCCGUGCGCUACAUGAGGAUCAUGCGAGUCAUGCGCCUCUUGCGGCUGCGAAAGAUUCAAGAGGCUUUGCACCAAGCAGAUGAGUUUGUCAACAUUCAAUACUUCAGCAUCAUCCAGAAACUGCUACUGAACAUGGUGUGGAUACUUCUCCUGUCGCACUUCAUUGGAUGUGGAUGGUAUGCCAUUGGCAUGGAGGAUUUUUCUCCUGAGGAGAGUUGGAUUUCGGUGGACAAUUUACUUGAUCGCAGCUUGGAGUACAGGUACCUGACCGCUCUUCACUGGUCGAUUACACAGUUCACACCUGGAUCCAUGAACGUCCAGCCAGUGAACAGCGUAGAGCGACUCUACAGCGUGGUUGUCUUGGUCCUGGGCAUGGUGGUCUUCUCCUCAACGGUCAGUUCAAUCACUGCAGCCACCAACAAUCUCAAGGACAUCAAUGCGGUGUACAAGCACCAGAUUUGGACUCUGCGGCGAUACUUCCGAGAACAGAAGAUCUCAGCCCAGUUGACCCACAGGGUCCUGAGAUAUACUGAAAGCAUGAUCAAGCCAAAGUACCAGAAGGUCAAUGUUGAUCAGGUGAAAAUCCUGGCGAUGCUGCCGCAGAUGUUGACCAAGGAGGUGAACCUUGAGAUCUACCAGAAGCAUUUGGUUGUGCACCCCUUGUUUGAUGCUUUGAGUGAUAUCAACAUCACCAUGAUGCAGAAAUUGUGCUCAUGCGCUUUGAAGGAUGCAGUGUUGGAGAAGGGCGAGAUGAUGUUCAGCCCUGGCCAGGUUUGCAACAGCAUGUCAUUUGUUUGUCAGGGCACCUUGGACUACUGGAUGUGGCAGGAAUCACAUCCGGAAAAGCUGGAGCGCCGGACCUUCUUCUGUGAGGCUGUGCUUUGGACACCCUGGAUCCACCAGGGAAGGAUGUACGCUCGAACAGAAUCAACCAUCAUAGCACUGGAUGCUCAUGAGUUCCACGAAGUGGCUCAGUCCUUCAGCGCGCACAUGGAAUUGUUAAGGUCCUAUGCAGAAGAGUUUGUUCGUGCCAUGAAUGAGCUGGCCGGCAACUUCACAGAAGACGAGGAUGACGACACGGAGCUCUCCGAUCUCUUCUUUGCCAUGCAGGCCAUUGAAAUGCUUCCUGGAAAUCGAAGCUUCGAGGAGGGCACUUCACGACCACACCACUUCAAGAAGCCUCCACGUAAACUGAGAACUCCACCUGAGAGUCCACUCGGCGGGGUUGCAACAAAAGCCUUCAGUGAAGAAGAUCUGGAUGAUGAGAUCGUGAAUGGCUUUGCCUGAGGUAGCUCAACCAUGUUCAGCCACCUUCAACCCAAUGUCAAUGUACAGUGUACAGAUCGGAUGAGAUUCCAAGGCUGGCAGCCUCCAUUUAAAUUUGGAAAUUGAUACUCCUCCUUGUGGCAAAUUCCAUCAAAUCUUGUUUGGGAUUUGACAAUGAACUAGCA